Molecule: messenger RNA, 699 nt
Organism: Aegilops tauschii subsp. strangulata
Lineage: Eukaryota; Viridiplantae; Streptophyta; Magnoliopsida; Poales; Poaceae
Product: probable glutathione S-transferase GSTU6
Biological process (GO): glutathione metabolic process
Cellular component (GO): cytoplasm
Molecular function (GO): glutathione transferase activity
Source: RefSeq, a predicted model, not a curated record
AUGGCUGUGGGGACGGGAGAGCAGGUGAAGCUGUUGGGGGCGUGGGCGAGCCCGUACGUGGCCAGGGUGAAGCUGGCGCUCCACCUCAAGGGUGUGAGCUACGAAUACAUGGAGGAGGACCUCACCAACAAGAGCGAGCGGCUCCUCCGCUCCAACCCCGUCAACAAGAAGGUGCCCGUGCUCAUCCAUGGCGGUAAACCAAUCUGCGAGUCCCAGGUAAUCGUCCAAUACAUCGACGAGGCCUUCGCCUCUGUAGGCCCGACCCUUCUCCCCGCCGACCCCCACGAGCGCGCCGUUGCCCGCUUCUGGGCCACCUCCGUCGACGACAAGGUCUUGUUGCCGUGGGGAAUGCUCUUGAGGGCCAAGAGGGACGAGGAGAGGGCAGAGUGGACGAGGCAGACCCUCGCAGCGGUUGAUGUGCUAGAAGAAGGCGUGAGGGAGUGCUCAAAGCGCAAGGUGUUCUUUGGCGGUGACGACGUGGGCUACCUCGACGUCCUGCUCGGGGGCAUGGUCCCAUGGGUGUACGCGACCAAGAAGAUAUCCGGUCACAACUUCUUGGACACCAGCAAGGCCCCGCUGCUGGCGGCAUGGAUGGAGCGCUUCGCGGAGCUGGACGGUACCAAGGCGGUGUUCCAGGACGUUGACAGCUUGGUAGAGUACGUUGGGACCGUACUUUACGGAACGACUGUAAGCAACUGA